AUGCUGCAGCAGAUCUUUUCGUUGUCCCGGGAGCGGAGAGAAAAUCGAUUGAGAGCUGACGAUGAGGAUGAGAUACUCGCUUGGAUAGAUUAUUGUAUUGCCAAACGCUUAGGACCAGUUGCAUUCGAGAAGUCCAUCGUGGCUCACCUCAGUCACAGCCGCCAAAGGGACUUCACUUUCCAACAGAUCGAUGCCAGAGUCAAAAAUUGGUGGAAGGCGCCAACCAAUCUCAGUCGGCCAAAUGGAGAAACCUAUUCAGGUUAUACAAUCGUGUAUCGCAUUGGAACCAAGGCUUUGCGCGGAGGAGCAUUCAACGACGAAAGAGCUCAAUCCGUCAAGGCUCGAGUGCAGCAAUUGAUGAAGCAGCCUGUGCCCGAAUAUGCCAGGCCGAGCUCACAGAGCGCACGACAAAAACGAAAAGCCGAGCAUACCAGCAUUGGUGACAUAGUUGCCAAACGUCUCUUCAAACAAACAAAGAGAUCUCACCCAAACUCCCGUGCGGAUAGCGUCGACGUACCAGGAAAGUCUCCCAGAAACUCCAUAUCUGUACAGAUCCCUGCAACUCCGAGCAAACCGGCGGAGGAUGCCCACGGGCGGCGAAAUAGUCGAGCUCAUUCUACGGUUCCUAAGCGCGAGCACUCCAGAACUCUAAGCUCACCUACUGCGUCGCUACUUAGCGACUUCAUCGACGACUCACAGUCUCCGAGUGCGAGCUGGUGUAUAGCAGACUCAGAAGUCUUCCUUACGCCCCCCAGAGACGUAGUUCAGCCGAUUAGUACGCGCAUAUCUCCAUCUCCACUUAUCACAUCUGUUGAAAAUUCUUCAUCAUGCAGCCUGAGCGAGUGCGGGAGAGUUCGACAACUGCUUUCAGACCGUGGAAGAGACCUGCAGCAUCUUCGUGGGAAACUAUCCGACGCUUACCGCACAAUCGAUGAACUGAAAACUCAGUUGGCAUCUGAAGAACACAGACGUGCUAUAUGCAAGAACGCUGGGGAAGCUCCAACACAGGAAACCCUUAGAGGCUACCUCGCCGAGAUUGAAAUUUUGCGAUCCCAGCUCUUCGAUAAGGAGGUCUUUCGCCCUUUCACAACGCGAAAUAUCAGUAAACACAUGCCAUUCGACAGGGAAUAUUUCCAUGACAGCAUGGUUGAUAUCAGGAAUGAGAUAGAUGACUUCAUGUGUCGCUGCGGCGAGAUUCAAAGACCGUGUAAUGACAUCAACUUUGAGGAGGCGCCAGAUGACCUGAAGGCUUUGCUGCACCGUGUGCUCGGUGACUCUGGGGGUACUUUACAGGCGAUCUCCUUCCAUUCACUUCUCAGGUCGAUCUUAUCUGCAGCUGUAUGCGAAUGGGUGUUAGAAUGCGACGUCCGGGAGCCCAUGAUUACUGGCUGCCUAAUGUGUGACACCAUGCUGUCGCAUCUUACCACUAUGGAUGGCGAAGAUGUCGCUCGAAACCUUGACCUUGCUGUGCAUCACAGCCUGAUUGAAAGCGAAGACUUCCAACAAGAGGUGAUUCCUCGUCGAGCCGAAGCUCUUGCGAUGCGCCUGUCUGAAAGAGUGAAGCCAUUGUUCGGGCUGCAAAAUCCCUUGGACCUGUGGGAAGUAGACAUCCUCGAGGAGUGGCAGCAACAGCGGCCACAACUGAAAAAGAUAUUUAUCUCGGCUCUCAAAGUCAAGACAAAGGCGUUGGUGAGCAAAGAUAUCUUCGAAGUGAUUUUCCCUUUACCAGGAUGUAAGUAUGACCCAAAGCACAUGGAAUCUGAAAGGCUUGAGCAAGACAAUGGGAGCUCUGAGCUGGGGCAAAGUCCAAUUGUACGACUCUGCCUGGUGCCCGGACUCAGAAAGUUUGCCUUCGACAAGAAGCAUGUGGAUUAUAAUAGCUUCAGAAGACCGUCUCCUAGCUUUGCGGAGCCAGGAGAUGGGAUCGUGGGCCCACUGGUGAUAGUUGAAUAG
Messenger RNA from Exophiala spinifera, 1953 nucleotides. RefSeq lists its product as uncharacterized. The coding region runs from base 1 to 1953 and encodes 650 amino acids. Lineage: Eukaryota; Fungi; Ascomycota; Eurotiomycetes; Chaetothyriales; Herpotrichiellaceae. The transcript has 3 exons. The record is from RefSeq and is a predicted model, not a curated record.